This is a messenger RNA of Hypoxylon fragiforme, 1416 nucleotides long. Its product is annotated as FAD/NAD(P)-binding domain-containing protein. Bases 1 to 1380 code for a protein of 459 amino acids. The record is from RefSeq and is a predicted model, not a curated record. Gene Ontology annotation, molecular function: FAD binding; oxidoreductase activity. Lineage: Eukaryota; Fungi; Ascomycota; Sordariomycetes; Xylariales; Hypoxylaceae. The transcript has 3 exons. Gene Ontology annotation, biological process: secondary metabolite biosynthetic process.
AUGUCUACGAGCCCGACGCAGCCGCCCCCGGGCCCCCAUGGAGCUGAAAACGCAAACAACGGCUCCGACACCCAACUCGACAUCGCCGUCAUAGGCGGCGGCAUCGUCGGGCUCAUGAUAUCCUUGGGGCUCCUGCACCGCAACAUGCGCGUGACCAUCUACGAGCGGGCCCCCGCCUUCAACGACUUCAGCACCGGGUUCGCCUUCACCGGCAUCGCGCGCCAGUGUAUGCAGCGCCUCAGCCCGCACAUCGUCGACGCCCUCCGCCGCGUCAACGACUGGCCGCACCACGAGUAUUAUCGGUACUGGGACGGCCACACCCCCGACACCAAGGAGGCCGCGCUGAUGUUCAGGAUGCCAAGUCGUGAGCUCGACUACUGCAGCUGUGUGCGCUCGCAGUUUCUCCGCGGGAUGCUCGAUCGCUUGCCCGAGGGCGUGCUCAGGUAUGGGAAGCAGCUCGUGAGUUAUGUCGAUGAGGAGGGGAGCGGUAAGGUAGUGCUGAGCUUUGCGGACGGCACGGAGGCAGAGGCGGAUGUGGUUGUUGGCUGUGAUGGGAUACACUCGCGCACGCGGCAGAUCUUGCUGGGUGAGGAUAAGCCGGAAGCGUACGCUGGCUUCACGCAUAAGGUGGCGUACCGUGGUGUAGUCCCGAUCGAGGGGGUUAUAGCGGCGCUGGGCGAGGACAAGGCGGAUAAUCAAUGCUCGCACAUGGGGCCCAAUGGGCAUGUGGUCAACAACUCCACGCACUCCAACAUCGUCGCCUUCCUGCACGACCCCACCCCCUGGCCCUCCCCCUCCCUCCCUUCCUCCUCAUCCUCCUCCCCGAAGCUCACCACCCCCGGCACCCGCACCGAAAUCCAACAGGCCCUCGCCUCCUGGAGCCCCUCCGUCCGCGCCCUCGUCGCCCUGCUCCCCGAGCGCCUGUCCAAGUGGGCCAUCUUCGACAUGGCGGACCACCCGGCGCCGACCUACGCGCGGGGCCGCGUCGUGAUUGCGGGGGAUGCGGCGCAUGCGAGCUGUCCGUUCCAUGGGUUGGGCGCGUGCAUGGGGGUUGAGGAUGCGUUGGCGAUUGCAACGGCGUUGGAGGUUGCGUGGGGGGAGGUGGGUGGUGGGGGGGUAGGGAUAGGGAUAGGGAGGGCGGUGACGGAGGCGUUGCAGGCGGCUAGUAAGGUGCGCUUGGGAAGGACGCAGUGGAUGACGCAGAGUUUGAGGGAGAUGGGAGAGAUUUAUCAGUGGAGGUACGCUCCAACCGGAAGGGACGCCGAGAAAAUCAGGGCCGAAUUUGACUAUCGCUCAAGGGUAGCCUGGGACUUCGACGUGGAUAAGAUGGUGGAAGAGACCAAGACGGAGUGUGAACGUCGUUUGAAACUUGCCUCUUGAGGUAACUCAUAGGGUAUCUAUACAUGAUUAGGUAGG